Molecule: messenger RNA, 1950 nt
Organism: Penicillium malachiteum
Lineage: Eukaryota; Fungi; Ascomycota; Eurotiomycetes; Eurotiales; Aspergillaceae
Exons: 5
Coding region: 1-1950 (649 amino acids)
Source: RefSeq, a predicted model, not a curated record
AUGGGAGCUAUUGCGCCACCCCGAAGCAUAGGAGGCUCAAGGGCUGGCUUUGUUAGGGCUGAGAGUAUGAAGUCCGAUUCUAAGAGUUUGAUCAAUGGAGUCUCGAAAAGCAAGAAGAAAAAGAGUAAAUCUAAAUCAAAGUCCAAAUCCAAGUCCAAGUCCAAGUCCAAGUCAAAAUCGAAGGGCAAGACUGAGGGCGAGAAAUCCGAGGAUGAGGAUGAGGACGACAAAAUUUCAGACGAUGAGGAUGAAUCCAAAUCAAAGUCCAAGCACAAAAAUAAGCGCAAAAAUAAGGACAAGAAGAAGUCUAAGUCCAAGUCAAAGGACAAGACCGAUGGUGAGAAUCCCGAGAAAUAUGGCGAGGACGACGACAACAACGACAAAGACGAGGAAAUGGCAGACAAUAAGGAGGAGUCUCCGGUGAUAGUCCUGCCGUUUUGUCAUAAGUCACCGUUCGAAAAGCGAGAGGAAAGCCCACCUAUCAAGGUAACGGAGAUAUCAGAAGACAUGAGUGAUGUGCCGAUGCCAGAUAUGAGCUCGAGUGAAUCAAGCGGUGAUGAGGAGCGUGAACAUACUAAACUUAAUAGUAUUCAAGAAGAAGAGAUUGAUGCUAGUAUAUACUAUAAGUUGAUUGAUGAUGAUGAGAAGAUUCAUCCUGAUGAUUUUGAAGCGAGAAUUGCGCGUUGCGAGGAAGCCUUAGAAGAAGCGAAUGAUAAGAUUUCUCCUGUUAUUCAAGACCGACUAAAUCUUCUCGAAGCGCAGAGAGAUGAGCGAGAUGAACUAAUGGAUAAAUGGCCUGAUCUCACUUACUCUGUCGUGCGGCGAUUGGACUUUUUCGAACGACUCAAAGCGUUUCUUAUGAAAGAUGGAGAUCCUAAUCAGGUAAUCUCCUGUAUUAACGCUAUAGUGAAGACUUAUAAGUCCAAAAAGCUUCAGUGGGUUCCAGGAUAUGUGACAUACUGGUCAUAUGGGAAACAGCUCACCCAACUACGAACUUUUGAUUGGGACGAGUUUCUGAGGUGGAAUUUCAAAUAUAAGGGUGCCAAAGGAUUUUGGGUAGAAGGACUGCGUGAUACCCCUGUUCGCCAGUUCUUGCAACAGCGAGUCUGCUGGCGCACGAGAUAUGAUACUUUCCAGGACCUUGAUGUUAAGGUUCCAGUUGGUCUUAAAUUCAUUCUACCACCCCUAGAUAGUGGGCUACCAGACGCCAACACAAACAUCAUACCGGGCCGCUUCACACGUGCGGAGACAGAAAGAUGGACUGGUACUGUGCCGCGUGGGACACCUGGUGAACCCCUAAUUCCUGCCAAUCCGCCCCAUGGCGGAGAAAGGAAGCCUCUCUACACAGUUAUUCCAGCCAAUCCACGGAAUCAACAAACUUCCGGCCCACCAGAUACAGACCAAAUUAAGGGUAACACAUCUGUUCUUUUUUGGAUGACUGAUGAUACUGGAGCCGACGUGUGCUCUAUACAAGAGAGGGACUUGGCUCAGCUUUAUCACGUCAAAGAUACGCAUGAAGAUCCAGCCGUUGCGCAAUCCCAACCGCCUCUCCUUGGUUACUAUGAAAUGAGAGGUGCAGGUAGCGGCGCUCCACAUAGAUUUGAGCCGUGCAGGGCCAUGAGGAUUCAGUGUUACUCCAGCAAUGAUUACAGAGGCCGUCUCUUUGGAAUGCUCAAGCAAGCUGAGAUUAUAGAGGUUCUCAUUACGAAAAACCCUACCAAUCCCUUUGAUACGCCAGUGAGAAUCCUGGGACCUUGGCUGAGGCACAGAUUCUAUACUGCGACAUCUCCGGAUCGCUCAGGUCGUUUGUGGAUUUUCAAGAGACAUUCUCAGCUCGGGAAUGUGCACAAGGCGGAUCCACCUUACUCGGGGGCGUUUCCGGUGGUCAAUAAUUUAAGAAUCGGACGAGAUCACCCAGCGGCGGAAGAGGAGCUCACUAUUCCUCCCUAA